Acanthoscelides obtectus is the source of this 498-nucleotide messenger RNA. NCBI's taxonomy places the organism in Eukaryota, Metazoa, Arthropoda, Insecta, Coleoptera, Chrysomelidae. The record is from the annotation of a GenBank genome assembly.
AUGCAGUGUGAUGUGAAAUCACACAAUGUACUUGUUAAGGGAGACUUUGAGAUUUGCAAGCUUUGUGAUAUUGAGGUUUGCCUACCUGUGACAAAAUCAGGAAGGGUUGAUAAAUUGAAAGUUGGAAAAGAUCGUGAAUAUACUGGGACACCUUGUUGGUGUUCACCGGAGGUACUAAUUGAUCCUCCAGAUAUUACAACAAUGGCAGAUAUUUACGCAUUUGGUCUUGUUAUUUGGGAAAUAAUUGCACUUUCCCCACCUGUGUAUGAUGAUUCUAAACAAUUUGAUGAAAGCUUCCAUUGUAGCAGAUCUUUUGAUGAAUCGGAUUCUGAGAACCAGAAGACCAGGUUAAGGCCAGCUUUGCCAGAUGUAGAACUAGAUCAUGACUAUGAUCUAGUUUUAGAGACAUAUUACUGCUGUACCACUGAAGAAAAGGAAAAGCGUCCUACAGCAAAAGAUUUGACAGUACAAUUGCAGGAAGUCUUGAAUAAAGUAUGA